CAAUCACCAGUCACCGCUUCAGAACUCGGAACCUAAACUCUUUGUUUAGUUUGUGAAUUAACUCAGAAACAUGGCAACAAUUUCCUGUUGUUGUGCUCCCUCCACCUCUUCGUCUUCUUCAUUCUCAAUUCACAGAAACUUUACUUUCAAUACAAACUCAAACUCUAUGUCUUUAAUGGGUUCGCUCUCUUUCGCUCCCAAAACCGGCACGCUCUACACUCGCUUUGUUUCAAUUUCCAUCAAACAAAAGCGUUCCAAUAUCCCACUUCAAGUGAGAUCAGUGGCUGUUCCUUCGGAAGCUGUUGCUGGGUUUGAUGAAAUGGUGUCCGGGACUCAAAGGAAGUAUUAUAUGUUAGGUGGCAAGGGAGGUGUAGGCAAGACAAGUUGUGCUGCUUCACUUGCUGUUAAAUUUGCAAAUAAUGGGCACCCCACUUUAGUGGUUUCAACUGAUCCUGCACAUUCAUUGAGUGAUUCUUUUGCUCAGGAUUUGACUGGAGGGCAACUGGUUCCGGUUGAUGGACCUGAUUGUCCAUUGUUUGCUCUCGAGAUAAACCCUGAGAAGGCUAGGGAAGAAUUUCGCAGUGUAACUCAGAAAGAUGGUGGAACUGGGGUUAAGGAUUUCAUGGAUGGUAUGGGUCUCGGUAUGCUUGUAGAGCAGUUAGGAGAAUUAAAACUUGGAGAGCUAUUGGACACACCUCCUCCUGGUUUGGAUGAAGCAAUUGCAAUUUCCAAAGUGAUGCAAUUCCUUGAAUCCCAGGAAUACAGUAUGUUCACUCGAAUAGUUUUUGAUACUGCACCAACGGGCCAUACUUUGCGACUUCUGUCUUUGCCAGACUUCUUGGAUGCUUCCAUAGGCAAGAUAUUGAAGGUAUGAAGGCUAAAUUAGACCA
Molecule: messenger RNA, 890 nt
Organism: Pistacia vera
Lineage: Eukaryota; Viridiplantae; Streptophyta; Magnoliopsida; Sapindales; Anacardiaceae
Product: ATPase ARSA1-like
Exons: 7
Coding region: 71-874 (267 amino acids)
Biological process (GO): post-translational protein targeting to endoplasmic reticulum membrane
Cellular component (GO): GET complex
Molecular function (GO): ATP hydrolysis activity; ATP binding
Source: RefSeq, a predicted model, not a curated record